AUGUCACAAUCCGAGAUACAAGAGAAGAUCGCGGCUGCGAGAAGAGAAGCGGAUCAACUCAAGGAUAAGAUUAAAGCUGCUAAAGAUCAAACGGCGGAUACAAGUCUCCGAGCAAUGGCCAACGACACACCUCCCUUACCCCGAAUGUCCAUGAAACCCAGACGAACACUCAAAGGUCAUCUCGCCAAAGUCUACGCUCUUCAUUGGGCAGCGGACAAAAGACAUAUCGUCUCCGCUUCUCAAGACGGUAAACUCAUCGUUUGGGACGCAUACACCACCAACAAAGUCCAUGCCAUCCCACUCCGAUCAUCUUGGGUUAUGACUUGUGCUUAUGCGCCCAGUGGGAAUUUUGUCGCUUGUGGUGGUCUUGACAACAUAUGUUCCAUCUAUUCACUCCGAGGGUCUGGACCAGGUGGUCAGGCAGCUGCGACCGGACAAGUCAAAGUUGCUCGUGAAUUGAGCGCUCAUUCGGGAUAUUUGAGUUGCUGCAGAUUCAUCAACGACAGACAAAUAAUCACUGCUUCAGGGGAUAUGACUUGUAUGUUGUGGGAUGUUGAACAGGGUGUGAGGACGAUGGAGUUUAAUGAUCAUACGGGGGAUGUGAUGAGUUUGUCAUUAUCGCCGAACGCCAAUUUAUUCGUAUCAGGGGCUUGCGAUGCCACUGCCAAAGUGUGGGAUAUACGUACAGGUAAAGCUGUCCAAACGUUUACAGGUCAUGAGAGUGAUAUCAAUGCUGUUCAAUUCUUCCCAAAUGGUGACGCGUUCGCUACAGGUUCCGACGAUGCUUCUUGCAAACUCUUCGAUCUUCGAGCCGACCGUGAAUUGAACACAUACGCCCAUGAUAACAUUCUCUGCGGUAUCACCUCUGUGGCAUUCUCGAUCUCCGGACGUGUCCUUUUCGCAGGAUAUGACGAUUACAAUUGUAAUGUAUGGGAUACGCUCAAAGGGGAACGUAUCGGUGUUUUGGCAGGGCAUGAUAAUCGGAUUUCAUGUUUGGGUGUCAGUGGUGAUGGUAUUGCUCUUUGUACUGGAAGUUGGGAUAGUUUGCUCAAGGUUUGGUCGUGA
Molecule: messenger RNA, 1065 nt
Organism: Tremella mesenterica DSM 1558
Lineage: Eukaryota; Fungi; Basidiomycota; Tremellomycetes; Tremellales; Tremellaceae
Product: G-protein beta subunit GPB1
Exons: 5
Coding region: 1-1065 (354 amino acids)
Biological process (GO): G protein-coupled receptor signaling pathway
Cellular component (GO): cytoplasm; heterotrimeric G-protein complex
Molecular function (GO): protein binding; signaling receptor complex adaptor activity
Source: RefSeq, a predicted model, not a curated record